Effrenium voratum is the source of this 1428-nucleotide messenger RNA. Lineage: Eukaryota; Dinophyceae; Suessiales; Symbiodiniaceae. The record is from the annotation of a GenBank genome assembly.
AUGGCGCCCGCACCGCGCGGGGCCUGCGCCGCGCCAAGGACGGGGUUGCCGCCAGUCUCAUGCUCGGUGGAGCAAUGGGAGCACUUGGCAUCCUUGGCGGAAAAAGGCGCUGUGCUGUGCUGCCCCACGGCUGCCGCCUUCUUCGAGGGCUUGAAGCAGGGAUUGGGCUGGAAUGUCUAUGAGACACUGCUGGACUUCGAGGUCUACACGUUGGAGCUCCAGCGCCGUGAUCGUGCAGAGGCCAGACGAGGAGCAUCCUCCUCCUCCUCCUCCUCAAGUGAAAGUGACAGCAGUAGCAGUCUCGACGUGAACCUGUCCGAGACGCAGGAGGCUGGCAAGGUGACGGCCUUGGACUUGGAGACGCUGCUAGAGGGGAAGGACGGAGAGGAGGUAGGCCCUGAGCAGCCAAAGAAGCUGAAGACGGGUAGGUGCACAGGCUUCGCCAUGUCCGAAGCCGCAGGCGCGCGUGCGGUUGUGACGCAGACGGUGGAUCUCCCCGGCAUCCUUUACGGCUUCGGGGACUUCGACUGCGUCUUGAGGCUACAGCUGCCGAGCUUGGAGGUGUUGGUCUAUGACUCUGACGGCAGGCUGUGCCCGGUGGGGCUGAACUCCGUUGGCCUGGGCGUGUGCGUCUUCAACCUCCACGACAGGCAGACGGAAGGCUUCGAGCAAGCCUCCUUGAGCGUCCAGACGUUGGUGUGGGAGUUGCUGCUGGCCGGCCACACCUUGAGCUCUGCGCUUUCCUGGCUCCGAAGUCUGCCACUGCGGCCCAUGUGCGGCAGUGCCUUACUGCUGGCUGAUGAGACUGGGGUGGUCAACGUGGAGUUGAGUCCAGGCGGGCUGGUGAUUGGAGAAGUGCAGCGUGCAGCAGUGGUCUCAAGAGCCAAUCAUCCAAUGCUGGAGGAGUCUGAAGCCUCCUUCGGCGGCAACAAGCGCUCGCGCCGGGACUCGGAGCGGCGCCUGGAGGCGCUGCGUGUGGAGUUGAAGAGGCAGCAGGAGGCUGAUGCUUUCAAGCUCGACACUGAAGUGGCUCUUUCCGUUUUGAGGAGGGCCAAGAAGGUGAGGAACCUGUCCACCCUGGCCCUGGUGUCUAUGGACCCCUUGCAAGGCCAGUUGUCAGUGGAGUUCCGAGAGCGUCAGGAGGUGUCCGAGACGGAGGCGGCGCGCUUCGCGGUGGAGAUGGGCAUGGCGCCAAAGAUCCUGAAUCGCGCGCUGAACCAGGGUGGCCUUCAAAUGGAGACCAAGCGCCCGCGCAUGUCCACAGGGGAGACGGCGCUGCAUGUGACUCGAUGGGCCAAGCAUUCCAUUGAGCUGAGCGCCGGAAAAGGGAAGCGCACCGGUGAGUUGGGAGAACUGGGCGAGAAUGAGGCUUGGAGUGUUUAUGACGCUCUAGCUGCUGUGAGCCAGAGCUUUGUUGCAGUGCAGUAA